UGUGAAUGAAUUGAUAACUAAGCUUUUACACUGUGGUGGAGCAAUAACUUGGAGUUAACUUUUUUCAAAAUCAAACAAUAUUAUUAUUAAGAUGAGUUAAUAUUUUUAAAUUAAAAAUAGUAUGACUUUAGGGAACCACCAUAUAAUAACUGUUUUUUCACAACUACUUGUGCUGUUAGUUAGUAUAGUUCUAUUUAUGGUACCAAUAUAUAUGUUAUGGAGCCAUAUAACAUAUGAACAAAACUACUUAAAUAAUUAUAAACCACAUGUAACAGCUUUAAUACUUGCUCGAGGUGGUAGUAAAGGAAUAUUGAAAAAGAACCUUGUGGAAAUACAAAAUGUUUCACUCUUACGAAGAACAUUAGAUACAGUUCACGACUUUGGAUUAUUUCAUGAUAUUUGGGUAUCAACUGACGACAAUGAUAUUGCAGCUGAAGCCGAAUUAGGAAAGGCUAAAGUUUUUUAUCGUAAUUCACAAACUGCUUCAGAUGAAGCGACCUCAUUAAGUGCAGUAAAAGAAUUCAGUAUGUAUCAUCCGAAAAUUAAUAUUUUUGCUAUUAUUCAGUGUACCUCACCUUUUUUAAGUACAAGUUACUUAGAAAAAGCCUACAAAAUGACUGUACAGCAAAAAUUUGAAUCUGUAUUCUCAGUCUCACGAAGUCAUAAAUUAAGGUGGACACUAGACUCAAAUGGACAUUUACAUGCUAUUAAUUUUGAUGUCACUAAAAGACCAAGAAGACAAGAUUGGGGAGGCGAAUAUGUAGAAAAUGGAAUGUUUUAUUUUGUACACAGAAAUCUUAUUGUUCAAAAUCGACUACAAGGUGGAAAGAUAGGUGUUGUUGUUAUACCCCCAGAAAGAAGUUUGGAAAUAGAUACAGAAUUUGAUCUUAAAAUAGCUCGUUAUUUAGCAUCAUUAAUUGAUAAACCUAAAAAUUCAACUAUAAAUUAAGUUAUUGUAUAUUUUAUAAAUAUAUACAUAACAAUUUGAUGAUCA
This is a messenger RNA of Daktulosphaira vitifoliae (grape phylloxera), 994 nucleotides long. RefSeq names its product N-acylneuraminate cytidylyltransferase (gene Csas). The record is from RefSeq and is a predicted model, not a curated record. Gene Ontology annotation, molecular function: N-acylneuraminate cytidylyltransferase activity. The transcript has 5 exons. NCBI's taxonomy places the organism in Eukaryota, Metazoa, Arthropoda, Insecta, Hemiptera, Phylloxeridae. Bases 122 to 949 code for a protein of 275 amino acids.